Meloidogyne enterolobii is the source of this 1509-nucleotide messenger RNA. The record is from the annotation of a GenBank genome assembly. Lineage: Eukaryota; Metazoa; Nematoda; Chromadorea; Rhabditida; Meloidogynidae.
AUGAUUAUAAAUUUAUUAUUGUUAUUUCAACGAACACUGGCAUAUUAUUUUUCAACUUUAUUUGAACGAUUUUUUAAAAGGGCGCAAAUAAACGAAACACAACAAGGACAACAAUUAAUGUCAUCAUCUUCAUCGAGACCGCCAGUAAAUGAAGACGUUGCUUAUGCAAACUUUACUUUAUUCCAAAAGAGGAGUGAAAAAGCCAGAGAGAGUUUAAGGAAAGCUUUGGAGGCAGACGAAACAAGAGUGAAUAAACGAGGUGUUAUUCUUCUCUACAAGUCUGCUAUGCGCGACUUUGAAUCUGCAUUAUCCACUCGACUGUCUUCUUGCCCGCCUUACAAACAUGCUGAAAUUCGCCAACAACAGGAAAAAUUGGGAAAUUUUCUUGAAUCUGUAAAAGAUAGGUUAACAAAAUUAGAAGAAGAUGAUUUGUCUAAAUCGGGUAAUGAAACAAAUACACGUCAAGUAAUGAUUAGUAGAUCGGUCAGCAGAUCGGCAAGAGGGGCGCCUACUGCUACAACAAGCGCUCCUUCAUCCUCAAUGACAAAUUCCAAACUUUUGAAGGGUGUAAAUUCGAAAUUCGGUGAAGAAAUUCUCUCUACUAUACUUGCAGAUUCUGAAAGGAUUACUCUUCGAAAUGUAGAGGGAAAUGAGGCUGCUAAAGAGGCAUUAGAAGAAAGCGUAAUAUUGCCUUCACUUAACCCAAAAUUAUUUACUGGAUUGCGCGCCCCUUGUAAAGGAAUUUUAUUAUUUGGGCCACCUGGAAACGGAAAAACAAUGAUUGCCAAAGCAUUAGCAAGUGAAUGCCAUUCGACAUUUUUUAAUGUCUCUGCUGCAUCGAUAAUGUCAAAAUGGGUUGGUGAUGGAGAAAAAAUGGUACAAGCACUAUUUCAAGUUGCAAGAAAUGCUCAACCUUCGAUAAUUUUUAUAGAUGAAGUCGAUUCAAUGCUUUGUGAACGCUCAGAACAAGAAAACGGCGCGGCUAGACGUGUAAAAACAGAAUUUCUAAUUCAAAUGGAUGGAUGUGCAAAUAAAUCAGAAGAUCGAAUUCUUGUUUUAGGCGCAACAAAUAGACCAAAUGAAUUAGAUGAGGGAAUUUUGAGACGUUUUCCAAAGAGAAUAUUUAUUGAUUUGCCAGAAAAACAGGCUAGAGCAUCAAUGAUUAAAUCAACUUUUCAUAGGUCAAAUACACAGGCUUCUUUAAAUGAUCAGGAAUUGAAUUAUAUAGCCGAAUUAACAACUGGAUAUUCUUAUUCUGAUUUAGAUGCGCUUUGUAGGAGUGCUGCUUUAAUUCCACUUCGCUCGAUUGACCGGUCAAAUGUACAUAAAUUUACUGCAGCACAUUUGAGGCCAGUUAAUUUACAAGAUUUUGAGACUGCAUUAACAACAGUAAAGCCAUCAUUAAACAAUGAAAAUAGGAAAAAAUUGUUAGAAUUUGCGAGAAGACAUGCACAAAUGACAGAAUGAUUGGGGAAUAUAUGAAAAAAUUUUUGAAAUUUUCUAAUUAAA